GUUAAUUUUGGAGGCUAUCGGAUUAAAUUUGUACCUAGAGAAAACGUUUCCUUGUCUGAUCGGGGAAUCGAAAUCCGGUCACAUAACAGAAAGUCUUAAGCUUACUACCACUGUUCCGCCAGAGGAGUAAACAGUUAUAGCUUUAGUAUCAUGUUUACACACGACAUACCUUCGACCAUUGAUUAAUCAGACCUGGAUAUCUCCCGGAACCAGAGGUUCCAGGAAUGAAUAUCUCAAGAAAGGUGAAGGUUUGUGUCACUUUGACGGGAUGUGCAAUAUUAUUGUUAUUCCUCAAUAAGGGAUACUUAUCGCGUGAGUCUAGCCAUACCUCCUUAACCGCACAGUAUCUUGAAGUCAGAAAACAACCAGCUCUGAUCACACUGUUUACAACUUGGAAGACAUUCCCGGCGAGAUAUGACGUAUACAACAAUACAUUACGUAACUGGCCGAGACUACUGCCUCACGUUAACAUCAUAGUGUUCACUGACGAUCACAUUCCGGAUAAGUAUAAACAGUUAGGCUGGACGGUGUUGCCACUUAAACAUCAAGUCAAAGGUCACCCUAUUCUCAAACACAUGUUUCUGGAAGCAAUUCAGCUACAACCACAUUCACAACUAUAUGGAUUUGCCAAUGCAGACUUACUCUUCACUGAUUCUCUCGUGGAAAGUUUGCGCGCUGUUGUCAGCUCGCCUGUACUAUUUAAGAAAACUUUCUUGGUUGUUGGACGCCGCAUGAACACUCCGAACAUCACGCGCGAGGAAGCAAGCUCGUGGAGGAAUAUAGCAAAGGCUUCAAAACGGGGAAACCUUAUGGAGGACACACGCGGCAUUGACUACUUUAUAACGCCUCCUAACUACCACUGGAGCCACAUACUCGACGUUCAAGUCGGACAGAACUUAUACGAUAAUUGGUUGGUUUGGGACGCUCAGAAAAUGGGCUACCCUGUAAUCGAUGUUACAAACACAUUGCUGGCCGUCCAUCAAGAUGCACCUUAUCCUAAACAGCACGGACGAAUGAAUCAAAAUCUUGUAUUGAUAAAGGUACCAAGCUCUAAACUUUAUCGGGGAGUCGUGGCGUGUUGUGACCUUCAUACUGUACACAUUAAUCGGACCAUACGUCUUCAACGCAAAAAGUUACCAAAGAAUUGCUUCUAGUGAUUUAUACCUGUAAAAUUUACCUGUAACAUUACGUCUGGUGACUCAUACCUGUAACAUUUACCUGUAGCAUUUACCUGUAACAUUUACCUGUAACCUUAUCAAUGGCGUUGUAUCUUUAUAGUGUGACGUCUGACAAUAAGAUAGUACCAUUUUGAAUGAGAUGUUCAACAUCGUUAAGUAUUACUUACAUGAAUGUCAAAAGGAACACUAAAAAGAAGAAACAAAAUAAAAAUAACGUAUUCUACUUUCGUUUCAUCGUGAUCUGGAACGAAUUUCACAGCGGUAACGUUUUGAUCACACAAAACAAAAACACUAAUGAUGUAAUGAUAUAAGCAGUAAGAACGAUUAUAUUUAACAGAACUUCACAUACAAAAUGUUAUAUAUUUUAUGUUUUUAGCUAUCUUAAGUUUUAAUUCGAUUGCUUCAGGUAAUUCUAGUGAAUAAAAAAGUGAUUGCAUCACGAAGAAGCCCCAUCAUAAAAAGUUUGGUUUUGAGUU
Molecule: messenger RNA, 1654 nt
Organism: Pecten maximus
Lineage: Eukaryota; Metazoa; Mollusca; Bivalvia; Pectinida; Pectinidae
Exons: 2
Coding region: 225-1154 (309 amino acids)
Source: RefSeq, a predicted model, not a curated record